Molecule: messenger RNA, 1022 nt
Organism: Xenia sp. Carnegie-2017
Lineage: Eukaryota; Metazoa; Cnidaria; Anthozoa; Malacalcyonacea; Xeniidae
Product: ubiquitin-conjugating enzyme E2 C-like
Exons: 7
Coding region: 74-613 (179 amino acids)
Source: RefSeq, a predicted model, not a curated record
CCUUUCAUUGUAGAUUUGAGAAAUAAUUUUAACUUGCUUUGUUUAUCACAAAAAUUUAAGUUUUUCGAGUUUCAUGGCUUCUCAAAAUAUAGACCCUUCGUCUACUAACAGUAGCACAAGCAAACAACGCGGGAAAAGCAAUGUUUUGCCUGGUGGAUUACAUUCUGUUACACAAAGAUUACAGCAAGAUUUGAUGACUCUAAUGAGUAGUGGAGAGAAAUUUGUGUCCGCUUUUCCUGAUGGUGACAACCUGUUUCGAUGGAAGGCAACAAUUAGCGGUGCAGAAGACACGGCUUAUGCAGGCCUUGACUACAAACUGGAAAUAGAAUUUCCGGAUCGGUAUCCUUUUGUUCCACCAAAAGUAAAGUUCAUUACCCCAUGCUACCAUCCAAAUGUUGAUAACCAAGGAGCAAUAUGUCUUGAUAUACUGAAGGAUAAGUGGUCUGCGCUUAUGGAUGUCAGAACAGUUCUACUAUCAAUCCAACUAUUGCUUUCAGAACCAAAUAACAAAGAUCCACUAAACCCUGAAGCAGCAAAGCUGUGGGAAAAUAAAACAGAAUUCGGUGAAAUGGUUGAAAAAAAGUACAGAGAGCAAGUUGGCAAAUUUGAAUAAAUUGUACAUGUGUUUAUGUGGCUCUGUUCACCAUUGGGUGUAAAUAUUAAUAUCAGAUGAAGAAAUACCAAUUUCUUCAAUAUACAGUGUAAAUUAUGAAGGAAAACAUGCAGAACACAAGCAAUGGAGCAAGAUUGUAACGUAUGAGCCCACAACAUAUGCCAUUUAUUACAAUUUAUGUUUAAAAUAAUUAGAAUAUGUAAUAUGAAUAUUUACAAAAAACUUUCAAAAAUAUGUAAUCACCCCUUAAGCACACCAUCUAAACUGACAAAUGCGCAUGCACCAAGUCCCGACCUUGCCAUUAAUUUUAAACACUCGAGAGUUUGCCCAAGACAAAGUUCUAGUUGUGGUUGCCGUGGCUGAUCUUGAGAUUCUAAAUAAAAAUCAAUACAUUUUAUGCUUGGUUAAA